AUUUUAAAAUGUUUCAGAAUCAAAUUUUCCCUUGGGAGUAAGUGUCCUGCAGUCCUAGAAUACAGACAAUAAAAAUAAUUUAAUAACCCUAUAAUGCGUCCAGUACGCACUGAUUCGUACUCGGAAAUAGACGCAAACUACAAUCUGUGAGAAUCUACGCAAAUUAGUUUGAUGAGAAUGUUGGUGUUAGUGUGGGAAGUUUGAAGAUGGACUAAUCAGUAAUACAAGAGUAUCAGCUCUAUAUAGAUCUACAGGAGUAGCAGCUCUAUAUAGAUCUACAGAAGCAGCAGCUCUUUAUAAAUCUAACGAAGCUAUAAGGACUUGGCUCUAUAUAUGUAUGUAGAUCUACAGGAGUUUCAGCUCCAUAAAGAUCUACAAUAGCUUGACUUGACUCGGUAUGAAUCUACAGUAGCUGGAUUAUGCUUCACAUGGAUCUACGUGACGUGACGUGAACAUGCUUAUCCUCAUACUUUUAGUAUUAGUAUUGAGCGUGGUUGGAACCAAGGGAAACUCUCCACCAAGGUUUCAAAUACAAGGAGGACAAGGUUCCCAGCUUGUGCUUCAGCUCAAGGAGGGAGAUGGAGCUAAACCUGGGACAAGGAUCACAAGGAUCCGAGGUUUUGACCCGGACGGAGAUUCUCUAACUUUCGGAGUAGUCGGAGAUCAAAACCUGGUUCAAGUUGAACAGAUAGACUCGGAGCAAGCAGAUGUUGUUCUACUCAGAGAACUGGAUCAUGAGGAGAAACGAGAUCAUGAAAUUAUUCUCACCCUGACAGAUGGACAUCUCGGAGAAGGAAGAUACAUCACCCAGUCUCUUCUCAUCUUGGUAGAGGAUGCUAACGACAAUCCUCCAGUGUUCUCUCCUCCUCAGAUCUCGGUUGAGGUUGCAGAGCAUGUCUCCAACCUGGUCCUUGCCACCCUCUCCGCUUCAGAUCUUGACAGCGGAGCUUUUGGUCAGGUGGUUUAUCGGUUACUACCAAACCAGGAACCAGAGAUAUCGGAGAAGUUCUCCGUUACAACCAAGAACGGAGCUGCAGUCUUAAACCUGAUAUCUGAGCUGAACUAUGAGUCUAGGAACCUGUAUGAGGUUCUGGUUGAAGCAAGGGAUAGAUCUAGUCCUGGAGAUGUAAACACUGCAACAGCAACAGUUGUAGUUAAGGUUCUGGAUAUCCCGGAUCAAGGUCCAGAAUGGAUUUCUCUUAAGGCGGUUACAAGGAUUCCUGAGGAUAUCUCCAUCUUUUCUCCGGUGCUGACUGUGAGGGCUAUGGAUGGAGAUAGAGGGAUUAGGAACAAGAUUAAAUAUGGAAUAUUAAAUGGAAACUCUCAACUCUUCGGGAUCAAUCCUCAGACGGGACUCAUCUAUACUAAGGAUCUGUUGGACCGUGAGAAUGCGGAGACUAGGAACGGAGCAUUUAUUCUUGAGGUUUCAGCAACAGAGAUAUCAGAGCAGGGAUCCUUGGGACAAACUGUAACCACGGAAAUAACAAUUAUCUUAGAGGAUGUAAACGAUGAAAUUCCCCAGUUCAGAGCUAGUUCAAUAAUUGCAGAAAUCGCUGAAAAUUCUCCGUCCAAAACUCCUCUCACAAUUCUCGGAGAAAAUAAUGUAACAGAGGUAUUUGAUCUUGAUCAAGGAACUAAUGGAACCUUCAUACUAUACCUUGAGAACGGAGAAGAUGUAUUUGAAGUGACUCCGACCUCUGGAUUAAACGAAGCAAGUUUUAUUCUCCGGGUUCGGAAUCCAUCUUUGCUGGAUUAUGAAACACAGAAGAUAUUUAAUCUGAGUUUAGUAGCAGAAGAGGUUGCUUCUACUCGGAGAAGGAGUAGGAUACCUGUAACCGUCCUCGUGAGAGAUCAGAACGAUCAUUUUCCCAAGUUUUCCUCCGACAAUAUAGAGAUCUAUAUCCCUGAAAGUCUAACUCCGGGAGAAGUAUUGACAACUGUUACUGCUACUGAUGCUGACUCCGGGGUAUUCGGCUCCGACGGUAUCAGAUACACGGAGAUAUCUGGUCCGAUCAGUGAGUUCCUUGGGAUUGAUCCUGUUUCCGGGAAAGUUGUUUUGAAAGACACAGAAUUCAGGUUUGAUCGGGAGAAGGUUUCAACUCAUUAUCUGAGUAUAGCAGCGAGGGAUAAUCUUGGACAAGGGAAUCGUAAUACUGCCCAGCUAGUGAUACAUGUAGAAGAUAUUAAUGAUAGUUCUCCAACAUUUUCUCAGAUUCAGUAUGAAGCAUAUAUCAGUGAGAAUAGUCUCAGCUUUGCCGAGCCAUUAGUAGUUCGAGCUGAAGAUGAGGAUGAGAAGAAUACUUCUAACUCGGAGAUCAGAUACCAGAUAAUUCCAUCCUUGAACUCGGACAACUUUACCAUUGACUCCGUCACCGGAGAGAUUCUUCCAAGCGGAUUUCUUGAUUUUGAAUCCGUUCCAAUCUCUGAGGAUCCGUCAGAUAGAACUAUUCUGGUUCGUCUUAGAGCGUUUGAUCUGGGUACUCCUUCUCUCUCCGGAGUUUCCAGUGUUCUCAUCCAUGUAAUCGAUAUGAACGACAAUCCUCCAGAGUUUUUAGAAUCAUCCUACGAAGUUUCUAUUCCUGAGGAUAUCGAGGCCGGAUCUCCUAUCCUAAGUGUUAAAGCUAGAGAUGCCGACGGUAGCUCGCCAAAUAAUGAAAUAGUCUACAGGUUGGAUUCUGAGUCCAGAGAUAAGUUUUACAUUGAUGGAGAGAUCGGGAUGAUAUCUGUUCUGAGCGGGAACCUUGAUCCUGAUCUAUCCGUCCCACCUCGGACCAGAUACUCUCUCCAGGUCCUAGCUUUAGAUGGAGGACUUGGACAUCAUCAGCUCUCAGCCAGGGUUCUAGUGAAUGUAACAAUAACUGAUGUGAACAAUAAACCUCCGAUAGUUUUCCAGCUGGACCCUGUAAGUGUGAGAGAAGAUGCUGAUGUUGGAUCUAUGAUAUCAAGUAUAAAAGCCAAGGAUCCUGAUAAGGAUAGUCAACUCAGGUUCAACAUUGACUUUCCUCGAUCAGAAGGACGGGAUGAGGAUGGAAGGUUGGUCAAACCUGAACAAUGGCAGUCGAUGAUAGAAUGCGAUCAGAUGUCUGGAGAAAUUAGGGUUUUGGCAAAUCUAGACCGAGAAUUAGUUCAGGAGUUGUACCUGUACACUGUGGUUGAGGAUAUCUCCGCAACACGUGAGAAACAAAUCACAAGUUCAAGAUUGACAGUACAUAUUGCAGAUGUAAAUGAUAAUGAUCCUCUCUUCGAUAAACAAAUCUAUAGAGGAAGCGUUGUAGAGAACAGUCAACGUGAUACUCCAGUUCUGUCAGUCCUUGCUAGAGAUAAGGAUGUGAAUAGGACAAUAUCAUAUACCUUGCAGGGAGAUCUUGAACUACUUAACCUCAUCCAGGUGGAUCAAUUCACUGGACAGGUUUCUGUUAGAAACAGGAUAGAUAGAGAAGUGAUCAGCUGGCUAAACCUGACAGUUGUUGCUACUGAUAGCGCUAGUCCACCCAGGUCUGGUUCAGCUCUACUCCUUCUCAAGGUUCUGGAUGAGAACGACAAUUCUCCAGUAUUUAUCAAUCCUCCAUCAGUACUGGAAAUCAGUGAAGGAGAGAUGGUUGGUAGUAGAAUACUUCAACUUCAAGCUCAAGAUAGAGAUGAAGGACAGUUUGGGACAAUUACUUUCUCAAUAGAUCCUGUAACUUCCUUGGGAGCUUUUCAAGUUCAUCCAGACACAGGAGAAGUAACUGUAGCAAAGAUACUUGACAGAGAAGAGAAGAGUUCUUAUAAUCUCAUCGUUCAGGCGCACGAUAAUUACCAGUUUGGUUUUGUAUCCGGAGAAUCUCGGGUUUCCUAUCACAAGAUAAAUAUCCAGAUUGGAGAUAUCAACGACGAAGCGCCUAAAUUUGUCGAGGUCCCUGACACGUGUACUUCUAUCGUGGAGUUUCAUACUGAAGAAAUCCUAACCCUAAGAGCUCUUGACAAAGAUGAUCCUGAAACUCCGAAUGGAGAAAUAGAUUUCAAGAUUGUUCAUGGGAAUGAGAUGGGAUUCUUUAGAAUAGAACAGGUUGUGAGUGGUAUAGCAAAACUCUACCCGGAGCCAGAGUUAAAUGGGAAACCUGGAAACUAUUCUGUCCUGGUUGAGGCGGAGGAUCGAGGGUUUCCCGCAAACUCCGCCUCCGCCGUAUUCCUAGUUUGUGUUCAGGAUUUUAACGACCAUGCUCCUGAGUUUAUUCUACCAUCCUCCAACUAUACGGUCAGAAUACUGGAGAAUGCAACUAUAGGAACUGAAGUACUCCGGGUGCAAGCUGUUGACGAGGAUAAUGGUUUGAAUGGGGAGGUUAGAUACAGGAUCAGGAAAGAUUCCAGUGGAAACCAUGAAAUCUUUGAGAUAGAUCCAGUAACUGGAGCAAUCAGUCUAACUAAGACACUGGAUCGUGAGAGGACAAGGAUGCAUGAGUUGAGGAUUGAGGCCUAUGAUCUAGGUGUCCCAACCCCCCUACAGAGCGACCUUGAUUUAAUGAUAUAUGUCCAGAAUGUGAACGACCAUGAACCCCAGUUUAUAGUUGAUGAGUUCUCUGUAAAUUUUACCGAGAAUGAAUCUGGAGGAUCUGAGAUUAGAAAGAUACUGAACACGAUUGAUUUAGACGAAGAGGAAGCAGGAGAUGAGAAGAUCAUGGUUUGUUAUUAUAUUGUGAGUGGGAACUCGGAAGGAAUAUUCCAUCUUGACUCUGUUUCUCAUGAGAUAAUCGUGGUAAAACCUCUGGAUAGAGAAGAGAAGAUAUCACAUGUUCUCAUAAUUAAAGCAACAGAAGACUGUGGAACAGUUCCAGGGGAGGUUUUGGAAUUUAAUCCUUUAGACAAUACACUUCUCCUUCUCAAUAUCAUAGUUGUAGACGUUAAUGAUAAUGCUCCGGUCUUUGAAAGACGUCUAUUCACCGGAGGUGUCUCCACAGACCUGGAGUUCGGAACCAAGUUUAUGAGUGUUAAAGCAACAGAUUCCGACAGCGGAAUCAAUUCUCAGAUAGAAUAUUUAAUCUGCGGACAGGUGGAAUUAUUAAACUCGGAAGGUUUCGGUGAAAACGAAAAAGCACCUUUUCUAGUGGAGCCGGACACUGGAGAAGUCGUCUUGAAUUUUGAUCCUCAGGAAAACCAGAAAGGAUAUUUUAGUUUCGAGGUUUGUGCUCGAGAUAUUGACGGGAAGGAAGAUACAGCGAAGGUUGUGGUUUAUUUACUCCGAGAGGAUCAGCGAGUAAAGUUUGUUACCCGGAGUCAACCUCAGGAGUUGAGGUUGAGAAUGGACGAGUUUAGCAUGGUACUAGCCAAUGCUACUGGAGCAAUAGUCAACCUAGAUUACUUUAAAGUUCACGGAAACAACGACGGUUCUGUCGAUAAAACCAAGACCGAUGUGUUCCUCCACUUUGUCCAUCCGGAGAACAAUACAGUUAUGGAGGUCUCAGAUAUCCUUCGAACCAUAGAUUAUAAAACAAUAGAACUGGAUUCAUUCUUUAAAGAGUUCGAUGUUUUGCAAACCGAGGGUUCAGCAAACUACCUUCCGAUUAAGAUGGAGACAAGUGAGACUGUAAUUAUAUCUUGGUUGGUUGGGGUGAGCGCAUUUCUAUCUCUGUUACUCCUGGUGGUUGUUUGUAUCUGUGUAUCACAGAGAUCUAAAUACUCAAGAAAACUGAAGGCUGUAACUACGGACGCAUACGAUACUGCUCCCAAGAUUACAAAGAAAGAUGAGUUUGUGCCGAACACAAACCGUCAUGCCUCUGAAGGUUCAAAUCCUAUCUGGAUGACGGGACUUGAUCCUAGUUGGGAGAUUCAAACCCAUCCUGAAGGAUCUCCUAGACAUGUGUCAGAAAUAUUUUCUAAUCUAGACUCGUUGGAUACUAACGUUCUCAACGAACCCCCGCCUGAACCUAUAUUUCAAGAUGAAUCUGACGGGUCAAUAGAAGUAGAUCGCCGAUUUUUCAUGACCGGUGAGGUAUUAUACCGGUCUAAUGACGAGGAUGAUCGGCCGAGAGAGGGAUCGGCUGGAAGACGAAGUGAUUCUUCCGGCCGAGGAUCUCUCUUCACAUCCUCACAUUUCGUCCAGAGUAUAAAAGACGAGUCCUUACUUUACUCAAAACCCUUCCCAGAGAGGUUAAAUAAUCCUCGAGCCUCUUCUCAGGAUAGAGAUUCAGAUUGAAACUCUUGUAAGCGUGCAAAUGCACACUAGAACUCUUGGCAAGUUCUAAAUACAGACUAGAACUCUUGACUGGGUCUGGAUACAAACUAGAACUCUUGACAUGGUCUAGAUACAAACUAGAACUCUUGACAGGGUCUAGAUACAAACUAGAACUCUUGGCAAGGUAAAGAUACAAACUAGAACUCUUGGUAAGGUCUAAACACAGACCAGAACUCUUGACAUGGUCUAGAUACAAACUAGAACUCUUGACAGGGUCAGAUACAGACUAGAACUCUUGACAAGGUAAAUAUACAAACUAGAACUCUUUACCAGGUCUAGAUAAAGACUAGAACUCUUGGCAAGGUAAGGUCUAAAUACAAACCUGAACUCUUAACAAGAUCUAGAUACGAACUAGAACUAUUGGCAAGGUCUAGAUACAGACUAGAACUCUUGACAAGGUCUAGAUGCACACGUACUCGAACUCGAAAGUCUAAGAGGUCUGAAUUUCUACUGGAAAUUUCAUAAUUUAAAUUUACACAAGAACUCUUCUAGUAAACUCUGGCUCUGUCUAAAUCUGAGUCUAAAUCCUAAUAUAAACUGUAAAUGAGGAAGUGCCAUUGCUUGUUAUACAUUCAGUGAUUGAUUACACAAUGUAGAUAGACUGUAUACUGUAUAUAGUCUCAGUAGUUCUCUAUUCACCUCAUAAACCUUGUAUACAUAGGUUUUGAAAUAAAUGAUUAAAAAAG
Molecule: messenger RNA, 6897 nt
Organism: Eurytemora carolleeae
Lineage: Eukaryota; Metazoa; Arthropoda; Copepoda; Calanoida; Temoridae
Product: cadherin-23
Exons: 32
Coding region: 455-6172 (1905 amino acids)
Biological process (GO): homophilic cell-cell adhesion
Cellular component (GO): plasma membrane; catenin complex
Molecular function (GO): cadherin binding; calcium ion binding
Source: RefSeq, a predicted model, not a curated record